This is a messenger RNA of Aspergillus glaucus CBS 516.65, 1940 nucleotides long. RefSeq lists its product as uncharacterized. The transcript is spliced from 2 exons. The record is from RefSeq and is a predicted model, not a curated record. NCBI's taxonomy places the organism in Eukaryota, Fungi, Ascomycota, Eurotiomycetes, Eurotiales, Aspergillaceae. Bases 222 to 1760 code for a protein of 512 amino acids.
CAACUCAAGAUGUGCCACGCGCCUUCCCCAAAUCACCGGUCUCCACAGAGAAGGAAGGAGCACCUUCACUUCCCUCAGUUGAUAAACACUAACUUAACCAUGGAGCAACCUUUUCGUCCCUGACAGAAUGCUUCUUGGGUACCAAUAGCAUAUCCAUUGCACCUUUUACGUUGUCGCGCUUAUUCUAUUAAUCUUUAAUAGUGAUCGCUGCAUCUCCUACCAUGUCUUUUAUAGACUUGUUCGAUUUCUACUCUUCCAAACUCGGAGAAUACGACCCUUCCCAGGAAAGCACAACGCCAAUCAAAGAGUUGCCCGCGACUCCGACCCGCAAAGCUCUUUCAAAAGAGGUCCUAGAAGAUGGACCAAGUUCCGACUCUGUGACUAAAAGACGUCGACAUGCUGUGUACAUGGAACGACCUCCAGUUUGGCUCUUAAGCCCGGAUCUGCCUUGCGGCGACCAAGACUUGUCUGGUGGGGAUGGUGAUAUCCUGUGUGGACGCUGCGGGAAUUCCAUGAAGCAGAGCCCCGGGGAAUGCUCUGCUGGUGUGUGUUUGAGGGAUUUUGCGCAGGAUACUGAUACCCCGGAUAUCGCUAUUGAGGAGACGACUGAAGAACAGGAAGUUUUUAAACGGGAGUUGCUUUGUGAUAUAGCAGCCGCCGUGGCGGAAGCUCAAGCGACCGAAACUGAUUCGAAUUCAGAGCCGGAAACGCCAUUGCUUAGUCCCUUUAGUGAGCCUACGAAGAGGCAAUGCGAUUACUUCUCUGUGGCAAACGAUCAUUCGGAUUCAUCAAACUCCUCUGAGGAAGAUCUACCAAGUCGAAGUCUACAUAGUCCCCUCCGGCAGACCAAGGCUGGCCUUUGCACACGCCUGCAUUCGUACAGAGAUGUACGCCUGGAAGUUGGCGAGAAAUGGGCUAUACAAGAAGGAUCGCUAAUUAUCUGCGUCGAUCCAUCCUACACUCAGUUUAUUCGCCAAGAGAAGCUCCCAGAUGAGUUUGACAUCACUACUGGCGACUUCUAUAUCGUUUGCAGUCUAUAUGCGGAUUUGUGGGCUCUCUGUCUCAAAAUAUCUUUUGACCGACUGGCAGACGAUGGCAUAGACAAGGCAUUGGCAAAUUGCUCUACACAUCUUGGCUUUCUUCCACUCUGUGCAGUGACGCUAGCAGCCAACUUUAGCUCGUUUAUUCGAAGAUGUCAAUCUUCGAACGGGGCAUCGAAAUACCCCAGUAACGGACUCCCUGUUAUGCCACCAGAGCGCUCGCACAGUCUUAAUGCAAGCAAACAGUUCUUCCAAGGAGACCGACUUCAUAUCGGUCUGCCUAGUAUUGUCUACGAAACUUAUAAUACGUUGUCCUUGGAAGCUAUCGAUAUGGACUUUAUACCUCUGGACUCCACUCUACAGCAGUUAUUCUCUUCCAUCGGGGCUCGACGGGAUAGUGUGCAUAAACUUGGAAAACGUAUGUCACCUUGGAAGCUCUGGCGCGGAACAAAGUCUCCAGAUUCAGGACUGCCAGAUGAGGCCCCAAGGGAAAGACGAUUUUCGUUCCGAGAUUAUUCUGGCUCGCGGAACUCCGGGAAUGGGUCCAGAUGGAGUUCUUUCUCUUCUGCUGCAAGUCAAGGAAGGAAAUGGUUCUCGCCUCGUGUCCCAUUUAAUGGACAUCGCCGAGGAAUCCGGGGUCUGAUGGGAGGACAUGAUGGAUUUCGAGGUCAUACACGGGGGAACUCCACUGCAUCCGAUCCUCUAGGUUAUUAUUUGUAGUUACAUGACUUGAAUUGCGCCUGAUUAUUGGACUAUGUGGCGUAUUGUACAAUAAAUUGCCUUCGAUUGCAUGUCCUUCAUAAUGAGGUCACUCUUAUGUUGAGUGCCACCAGAGGUUUAUAGAUAGCAUUCUUCCCAAACGCACUACUAAUUACAACAAUUCAACUACCAAUACUCCAA